This is a messenger RNA of Hipposideros armiger (great roundleaf bat), 2044 nucleotides long. RefSeq names its product claudin 8 (gene CLDN8). The coding region runs from base 164 to 841 and encodes 225 amino acids. NCBI's taxonomy places the organism in Eukaryota, Metazoa, Chordata, Mammalia, Chiroptera, Hipposideridae. Gene Ontology annotation, molecular function: structural molecule activity. The record is from RefSeq and is a predicted model, not a curated record. Gene Ontology annotation, cellular component: membrane; bicellular tight junction. The transcript has a single exon.
CUAACCUAGCUGGAAGUAGCAAAGCCGUGCUUAUUUGACAAACCACUGGGUUCUGAGUUCAUUGCUAGAGGAAAACUGUUCUCUCCUGGGGCACAGAGCACCUUGCUUCAGAGCAGUCCUGCUAGCUCGGGAGUCCAGUCAGCCAAACUCAUCCCAGAGGGGGAUGGCUACCUCUGCCCUGCAAUACGCCGGACUGGUGCUUGGUGGUGUUGGCAUGGUGGGCACAGUGGCUGUCACCAUCAUGCCUCAGUGGAGAGUGUCUGCCUUCAUUGGAAGCAACAUUGUGGUCUUUGAAACCAUCUGGGAAGGACUGUGGAUGAAUUGCAUAAGGCAAGCUAACAUCAGAAUGCAGUGCAAAAUUUAUGACUCCCUGCUGGCUCUGUCUCCGGACCUACAGGCAUCCAGAGGACUCAUGUGUGCUGCUUCCGUGCUGUCCUUCCUGGCUUUCAUGACGGCCAUCCUGGGCAUGAAGUGCACCCGGUGCACUGGGGACGACGACAAGGCGAAGGGUCAUGUCCUGCUCGUGGCUGGAAUCAUGUUCAUUAUCACAGGUCUGGUGGUGCUCAUCCCUGUGAGCUGGGUUGCCAACUACAUCAUCAGUGACUUCUAUAACCCAAUAGUGGAUAACGGCCAAAAACGUGAGCUUGGAGAAGCCCUCUACCUAGGCUGGACCACGGCGCUGGUGCUGUUGGCUGGAGGGGCUAUAUUCUGCUGUGCUUCUUGUGGCGAGGAAAAGAGCAGUAGCUACAGAUACUCCAUACCUUCCCAUCGCACACCCCCAAAAAGCUAUCACGUGGAAAAGAAGUCACCAAGCGUGUACUCCAAAAGUCAGUAUGUGUAGUUGUGUGUAUGUUUUAAACCCAUGCAAAUGACUAAAAUGUCCACUAUUUUCCAAAAAUGGAACCUAAAGGAACAUUGACUUGCCAUUCUUAAGUGCUGAACAUUAAUUGCAGGAACUGUGCAUCAGCUAUUUAUGAUUCUAUAAGCCGUUUCAGCAGAAUAAUGAGAUACACAGUGCUUUGAUGGUUUUAGGAAGUGCAGUCAGUUUUCUAAAAUGGUUCAUGCGUCUUUUCCUUUUAUCAGUUACUUCAAAAUGACAUUGUUAAUGACUAUUAUUUUAUAACUGUGAUUUCUCUAUGACAGCAUUCUGUACGUAGAUGAGAGUGACGUUUAUAUCUCACAUAAAUAGAGACAGGCUUAUAUGGUUGUAUUUUAAAUGAAACACUGAUCCAUUACACUGAAUAAAUAGAAUUCAACUAUUGCUUUUUAGGGAACUCGGGGAUAAGGCUGAAGAUGGUUAAUAUUAAAUGUUUAAAAACAGCUUAGCAAUUAAUGCACUUGAUUUAUAAUGAAGAUUAAAAAGAAGGCUUUAAUCAGCUGUAUAAAGGAAACUAAAUGGCUUUUUGAUAUCCUGUUUUCCUAGCUUCUUUAUACUUUUUCCCUAGAGGCCUUCCUUUUCUUGUAUAUUAAAUGAACAUUUUUUAAAAGGCAGAUAUUCUGUUAAGAGGCUUUGCAUUCAAAUGGCUUUCCAGAGCUAUGCUAAGAAGAAAGAGAAAACUGGGAUCUAUGUAAACAUGAAAGACUUCAGGAAAGUGAAAAAUUUUCUUCCUCUUAAAUUUUUGUGGUUGGGGAAAGAGGCAUUUUGACAAGAAAUCAUAUGUGUAUGUGAAUAUUUUAAUAACUACUUAAAUAAAGACUUUGGGUUUUUAUCAAUGUAAAUAACAGGACAGGAAAAUAAUGUAUUGUUUUGUUUGCUCUCCAAAAAAUAAAAACAAACUGUACUUUAUGAACUCCAUCUUCUCCUAUGUGGAUUCCUACGUCAAAAUUGUCAUCUCAGUUGUCAAGAUAAAUUUUUUACUUAUUCUAUUUUUAUUCGGUUUUGCUAAGGUAUAGAAAUAUGAUAUCUUUGUGUUUCCCCCAAAUUUGAUGCAAUUGUUCAUCCAGUUUGAAAGUUUAUAUCUACAUUUUUCCAGUUUAAGUGACUAUGUAUAUUAUCUGCUUUAUAUCCUUUGUAUUAAUAAAUUUUUCUUUUAUAUUAAUUUGA